This is a messenger RNA of Microplitis demolitor, 950 nucleotides long. Its product is annotated as interleukin-6 receptor subunit beta. Lineage: Eukaryota; Metazoa; Arthropoda; Insecta; Hymenoptera; Braconidae. Gene Ontology annotation, cellular component: external side of plasma membrane. The transcript is spliced from 4 exons. Gene Ontology annotation, molecular function: cytokine receptor activity; protein binding. The record is from RefSeq and is a predicted model, not a curated record. Gene Ontology annotation, biological process: cytokine-mediated signaling pathway. Bases 71 to 808 code for a protein of 245 amino acids.
AUCCAUUUACUAUUAAAUUAACUUUGUUCUUCAUAUUAAAUUAUAAAAAUUCUAAAACAAACUCAAUAAAAUGAAGAAUUUUUGGCAACCAAUAAUUUUUGUUUUAAUCGGCUUAAUUCAUGAAAAUUCAGCAGAUGCCUGUGCUAAUUAUCUUGAAACAUCAGAAAUUCUACCACAGCUACCAAACAACUUCAGCUGCGUUUCAGACAACUGGGAAUCUUUAAAAUGCACUUGGGAUCCAGUUGAAAAUUGCAUUGCAACAAACUAUACCCUAUGUUACAUUAUAAAUAGGAAAAUAUAUCCCUGUCCUGAAAGAAAUAUCAACAGUUCCCAAAAUUUUUGUAUUUGGAAUAUGACAACUAUACCCAUGUACAGAAUGACAAUUGAAUACUACCGUUUCAUAAUGACUGUGAGUAAUCGUGUGGGUAAUUUAACAAAAAUUUAUAAUUUCCAUCACUUUGCAAAUGUAAUUCCUGCUAAACCUGAACAUUUAUCAGUAAUAAAUAAAACAUCAAAUAGUGCAUUACUAUACUGGUCUGUGCCUUUUCCAAUGGAAUUUUUUCCUCCAGGUUUACAUCACAAAAUAGCUUAUAAAAGUCAGUUAGACCCAAAAGAUACAUGGAAGGUAAUUGAAAUUACGGAUCAUGUGCAUCAAAAUAAAAAAUACUACAAUUUAACAGAUUUGAAAUAUCCAAAUAGUGCUUAUGACGUAAGAGUGUCUAUAAAAAGUGCGUUAGUAAAAGGCAACAAUAAAUGGAGUCGGUUUAGUGAUAUUACAUUCGAGACAACGCCAAUUAGUAAUUACUAACUGUGAUUUAUUUAUUUAAAUCUCGCCGACGGUAAAAAAUAAUUGACUUGUUGUUUCUACAAUUUAACUUUGAUGUUUAUCUUGUCUUUGCGACCAUGAUAUGUAACAACUAUUUGAAUAAAUAAAAAAAAAAUUAUCAGAA